AUGGCAAAUAUUAAGCCAGAAGAUUCAAAUAAUUCCAUCUGGCAAGGCUACAGUCUCCAAGCACCAACAUCGUCAUCUUCUCAUCCUCCAAUUUUCGAGCCCAACUUCACAUCUCCAGUUCACUCGAUUCCGUACCAUGGGAGGCAAAAGAGCAGUUAUCGUUCAUUGGAUAUCCCCUCUAUCCAUACGCGCCCACCACCUGGAGAUGAAGGAAAUGGGGUGAUGACGGCUUCGCCGCCGAGCCUAAAUACCCACCACAGUUACCCCUCGUUAAAAAGGGGAUUCCAGAGUAGCGAAAAUUUACCGUACGGAGAGAAUGUACACAAUUUCAGAGAGGAUAUGCCAGUAGACCAAAAGCCCACCAUGAACCAAGAUCACAGGCUACUAUCUUUUGCUCGUCAGCCGGAAAAACAUACGAUUGUCAAUAGCCAAGGACGAGUGCAACAAAUUGAGCUUGCAGCCCAGAUCCAUGGAAUGUUUUUCCUCUCGGAAUUAGCAACACCGUCCAGCGAUAACGCCCUGGCGCAACCUGAACUAACCUGUUAUCGCCGGAAUCUCUUCCAGAUUUCCGGGAAUGUUACUACGCCACGAGGGCCGAUAUCUUUGAUAUCAGAGCGCGGCGACAGGAUUCCCAUCGUUUCCAUGGAAGUUACCAUCUCGGCGACCGAGUCCGUUGAUGGGCAUGUUGUAAAAUUGAUUGUGAUUCCUUGGAAAACUCCUCCAGCAAAUUCUCCCGAAGUUGGGCCUGGAACAGAACACGAACCAACACCAAUACCUUUGGAGCCAUUAGAAGAUAACCAUGAUGGUAAUGGCGAGUUCACGGUGUAUCCGAUUGCCUAUCGAAGGCUUCAAUUCCGGAUCGCAACGGCAAACAAUGGUCGACGGAGGGAACUCCAGCAGCAUUUCACCCUUCACUUGAAUGUGGUUGGAAUGCUUGCAAAUGGAACCAAGACGAAUUUGUGCGAGACUUCAACGGCUCCCAUUGUGGUAAGAGGGCGAAGUCCUCGGAACUUUCAAGCAAGAAAGGAGAUUCCUUUAGUAGGAUCAUCAUCUUCGCGUGGCCAACCUCCAGAGCUGCACGUUUCAACGACGAACAUGCCUAUCGCUAUUCCUUCCGACGGGAAGGGAAAGCCAGCGAAACCUCAGACUCUUGAGCUUCCGCGAUCACCGUUCACCUUCGAUUCGGGAAACAUUCAGGGCUCUCCGUCUUUGACCCGCCAAUCAACAUACCCAGCAUGGAGCGCAUCGCAUACAUCCGAUCACACCAAUAUUCCCAGCACACCAAGUUAUGGAAACUCCUCAGCUGUCGGUCUUGAGAACUAUCUCCAGGUUAACCAAACCACCACAGAGAUUCCACAUCCAAGCUCCCAUUCGCCGACGGCUACUAUGUCGGCUACCCAACCGCCACCCAUACGACAACAGUAUGCCUACCAUCCUGCGUCAGCUCCAGUGGCUGGUGGGCCACCUAUAAGGUUUAUUGACAGCAAUCCCCGACCCGCGAAGUCUCCUCGACAUGCUGCCCCUCCAGAGCUUCCAUCCAACGCCCCGUAUUCCGAUUACGGAACACGCUUUGCACCAGCUUACAGUGGACCACCAGAGCCGAUGCCUCCAAGGAAUCCCGACUAUUUUCCCAACCCUGUAUCUCUGCCAACCAGUUGGACGACGGCGGCAGAGACGGCGGGUGUAUAUGGGACUUCAAGCCAAACGAGCAAUGGCCAGCAGCACUACGACUUUCCUGGUGAGCCACAGUACGUAAAAAACGAGAACAAUACACAAUCGCACUACACCUGGAACGCAGCGUAA
This is a messenger RNA of Lachnellula hyalina, 1803 nucleotides long. RefSeq names its product Transcription factor (gene vib-1). Gene Ontology annotation, molecular function: DNA-binding transcription factor activity; DNA binding. The coding region runs from base 1 to 1803 and encodes 600 amino acids. The transcript is spliced from 2 exons. Gene Ontology annotation, cellular component: nuclear chromosome. Gene Ontology annotation, biological process: meiotic cell cycle; positive regulation of transcription by RNA polymerase II. Lineage: Eukaryota; Fungi; Ascomycota; Leotiomycetes; Helotiales; Lachnaceae. The record is from RefSeq and is a predicted model, not a curated record.